AGAUGUGCUGAAGAGAGCUAUCCAGGGCAUAGAAAUAUUGCCAGCACUCAGAAAGCCAUGUCUUUUGAGUACUGUUUGAACUAGACAGUCAGAAGAGCUAGUGUUACUGUUUCUGCCAGGUUAACCAUUGGUGCUCCAUUUCACUAGUUCAGACUCGGGGAAUAUUUCAAUUCUGAUAAAUACAAGAUGUGCUUUUUCUUCCAUUGUUGCUUUUCUGUCACAACAAAAUUACGUUCUGUUUCAUUGCCCAGCAUGGUGCAAGGUAACAGCUAAGAGAUUCCAAUCCUACGUGUCAGAGGAAUGACCAGUUAGAUACAGGGUGCAAGACGUUAGGAAAGGGAGAGGUCCUUGAAAGAUGGGAGAAGCUGAUUUUGGCAGAGGCUUACUACACUGAAGUUCAGUAUUUCAAUACCUUUGUUCUUCAGGACUUUCCUAUUAGAAGUCAUAAAUCUUUCCAUUUUUAAUCCACCCUGUGUUACAGAUCUGUACUGCUGCAGAAGGACUGACUUGGAAGGAAGAUGCUGAUGACAAGCUCAGUGGGAUUUAUUCUGUUCUUGCUCUUUCAAUGCACUUUGUCAGUAAGCACCACAGAGGCAGUGGUCUUGGCUAAUGCCCACCUUCUUCCCCAAAGAGGCUAUGAGAGACUGGGUAACAGCAAUGAAAAAGACUAUCCAAGGGAUUGUUUUGAGAUUUUUCAGCACUCCAAAGGAAAUUCCAGAGAUGGUCUUUACAUCAUCCAGCCAAAGGAGGACCCAAUUGUAGUCUCGUGUAACAUGCAAGAUGGUGGUUGGACAGUAAUCCAGCACAUUACAGCCAAUAGUACUGUCGACUUUGACAGGACCUGGCAGGAUUACAAAUAUGGAUUUGGUUCCGUUCAUGACAACCACUGGUUAGGAAAUGAAUAUAUGCAUCAGUUAACAAGCAGUUCCGUGCAAUAUAUACUUGGAGUUAAACUUGUAAACAUAAAUGCUGAAAUCAAAUGGGGACAGUAUGAACCAUUCCUUAUUGAAGAUGAAGAGUCUCAAUACCGAAUCAGGGUUGGUCUAUACCAAGGCAAUGCCACUGAUGCUCUAAGCUUGGACACAGAAGCUUAUCUUCAUGACAACCAGAAAUUCACCACCAAAGACAGAGACAAUGACAAUUACUUUCAGAAUUGUGCUAAACUGGAACACAAUGGCAUUCCUGGUGGAGGCUGGUGGUAUGAUGCAUGCGCUGGAGCAAAUCUAAACCGUAGGAAUGUGAUCUACUGGCAAAAAGACUGCAACAAGCAACGCAUGUGCAAGUUUGCCUGGAUGAUGAUCAAACCCGUUGAGUAUAGCCUGUCAUAUCCAACCAAGUCCUGUCUGUGUCAGAAAGUUGAACUGUAGAUAAGCCAUGUGUACUUUGAAAGGACCAUGGAUUCUCUCUCCAGUAACUGAAGUGAACUCACACUGACUGAAUGAUCACAUUAAGCAACCAUGAUUAAUUUGGACCUUAGCAAGGGCUUUAUGACAGCAUAUUAUCCAGGACUAGACCAGGACAUAGACAUCAUCCAACCACACAAGAAGUCACUGUCAGAAACUGAGGCCUCUACUAGAAGAUUUAAAUAUUUAAUUUUAUAGUAUUUUAGCCAUAAGAGGAGUCACAUAUGAAAUCCAAGACCUGAUGUCUUGUACAAGAUAUACAUGAACAUACAUGCAUUUCAGAAGUUUUGCUCCAGUAUGAAUGUUGAUCUCUUAUAAUUGUACAUCUUCACAUAUCAUGCAGGAAGGAAAUUUCCAGUGAAGUACCUGCAUUUACAAAACACAUAUUGGAGAGUAUUGUGUACUCUAGGGCAACAUCAGCCCUUUCUUUUUUAUCUUUAGUGAAAGGUAUUUUAAUAUAUAAAACUGGAAUUAGCCUCAUCUCCAGUGGCUUCUUUUCCCCUUCAUUGUCUCUUCUCAGCUUUUAAAUUAUACCAUACACAGUGAAGAUUCAGCAUAGGCUUUUCUUUUCUUCCUUCUUUUUAAAAGACCAGAGCUAAUGGAAUAAUCAGCUUUUCCACUGAAAGCUGCUAAUCCAAAACUUACAAUUCCUCUGAAUUUUUCUUCAAGAAACUCAGUGAACACAUUUUUUAAACGAUCAAAUUGAUUUUGCAAUUGUUUACUCACUGCUCCUUCUUUUUUUUCUGGAUAUUGCUGCACUUUAUUUACCAUGUUUUGACUGUUGCUUCGCCCAUGAUGUGCUUCAGCUUUCUCUUUUUUUCAGUAUCACUGUGAGAAAAUAAAAGCGUUGCCUUUA
This is a messenger RNA of Pezoporus occidentalis (night parrot), 2259 nucleotides long. RefSeq names its product fibrinogen-like protein 1-like protein. The transcript has 2 exons. The record is from RefSeq and is a predicted model, not a curated record. NCBI's taxonomy places the organism in Eukaryota, Metazoa, Chordata, Aves, Psittaciformes, Psittacidae. The coding region runs from base 519 to 1367 and encodes 282 amino acids.